Molecule: messenger RNA, 2037 nt
Organism: Doryrhamphus excisus (bluestripe pipefish)
Lineage: Eukaryota; Metazoa; Chordata; Actinopteri; Syngnathiformes; Syngnathidae
Gene: pou3f3a
Product: POU class 3 homeobox 3a
Biological process (GO): regulation of transcription by RNA polymerase II; brain development
Cellular component (GO): nucleus
Molecular function (GO): DNA-binding transcription factor activity, RNA polymerase II-specific; RNA polymerase II cis-regulatory region sequence-specific DNA binding
Source: RefSeq, a predicted model, not a curated record
UGUGGACGGAGUGUAAACACAUGUUCGCCUCCUUCGCUCCGUGGAGGAUGCGCCUGGACAUUACAAGAGACUUUUAACACCUAUCAUUUCAUAAAUUAGAAGAAGAAAGGGGUGUCUUUUACGCACGUAAAAGAAUUCCAGCCUGACUGGGAUUUAUUCUGUGGAUUAUCUCCGACUGGCUAAACUUGUUGUUAAACUGUUAACUUCCGCUUUUUUUGUCAUAUUUUUGUGGCUGCUUUUCUCUCAGGACUGAUUUUACGCACAGUUUGUUUUUGAAUUCGAGUUAAACGGGACUUUAAAGUUAAUAUCAAGAAAGAAGAAGUCAAAAUUGAUGAUUUGGGGGAUGGCUACAGCCACCUCCAGCCCGUACCUUGCCAGCAGCAGGAUUUUAUCCGGUCCGGUUUCGCACUCCGACCGAAGAGUCGGUGGCAUUCAGCCGGCCAACUCUGCAGUGACCUCGGUGUCUUCCAGUGUGUUCAGGGGGGACCCCUCGGUCAAAAUGGUUCAGAGUGACUUCAUGCAAGGGGCCACCAUGGUGUCGAGCAACGGGGGGCACAUGCUUAGUCACGCUCACCAGUGGGUCACGUCGCUACCCCACGCUGCAGCCGCAGCAGCCGCGGCAGCGGCGGCGGCAGCCGCUGCUGCGGAGGUCGGUGCUCCGUGGCCGACCAGCUCUCAGACCCAGGACGUGAAGAGAAGCGGUGGUGGAGGGAGGGAGGACCUGCACUCGGCUGCUCUGCACCACAGGAGCUCUCAUUUGGGCGGGCAUCAAGCGCACACCGGAGGCUGGGGGGGAGCCAUCAGCAUCAGUGAGGGUCAGCAGCACCACCAGCAUCAGCAGCAGCAGCAGAACCUCGUUUACUCCCAGUCUGCUGCCUUCACUGUCAACGGGAUGCUCAGCACCCAGAGCCUCGUGCACCCCGGUGCGCUGGUGCGCGGGGACUCCCCAGAACUGGAGCACCCUCAUCAUCACCACCAUCCCCAUCACCAUCAUCAUCAUGCUCACCAGCACCAUCAGCACCAGCAUCAUCACCAUCACCACCAAGAGGCGCAUUCGGAUGAGGACACGCCGACUUCGGAUGACUUGGAGCACUUUGCCAAGCAAUUCAAGCAACGUCGCAUCAAGCUGGGCUUCACCCAGGCGGACGUCGGUCUGGCCUUAGGUACUCUCUACGGUAACGUCUUUUCACAGACCACCAUCUGCAGGUUCGAGGCUCUGCAACUGAGCUUCAAGAACAUGUGCAAGCUGAAGCCGCUGCUGAAUAAGUGGCUGGAGGAGGCCGACUCCAGUACCGGGAGCCCCGCCAGCAUCGACAAAAUAGCGACGCAAGGGCGCAAGAGGAAGAAGCGCACGUCCAUUGAGGUGAGCGUCAAGGGCGCGCUGGAGAGCCACUUCCUCAAGUGCCCCAAGCCGUCCGCGCAGGAGAUCAACAGCCUGGCGGACACGCUGCAGCUUGAGAAGGAGGUGGUGCGCGUCUGGUUCUGCAACCGCAGGCAGAAGGAGAAGCGCAUGACGCCACCGGGGCUUCCACGCAGCCCGGACAACACGUACUCGCAGGUGGGCAGCAUGGGCGCCGACACCCCGUCACCCUCCAUUGACUGCAAGAGGAUGUACAGCGACACGUGAAGGCAUCACCAUGCAAACUUUUUUUUUCAUCUUCGUGUCACUAGCUUUAGAAUGAACUUCGGUGCGUGUCCCGUUAUCCACUCUAACGUGGAGUGUGUGAGUGUUGUCAUUUCAAAGCAGCAGGUCAAGGUCAAGUUUUAUGCAUCCUUUUCUCAAAACAUAAUUAAGUCACAGACUUGAUUUAAUUUAACACUGCCUUGUUCCAGAAAGCAAUAAUGAAUACCCCCCCCCCCCCUUCAUUGUGUUUCUUUGUGUUUGUGCCCGUAGAUGACAAUUUCAGCAAUUGUUCCAGUAUUCUUUUUCAUUAUUAAAAACAUGCUUUAAAAAAGUCAAAAACCUUCCCUAUACAUGUACAAGUGAAGUGUGUAUUGUCUGAUGGUUUGCACUAUUUAUUUCCUUCUCAUGCUUAU